Messenger RNA from Macrobrachium nipponense, 935 nucleotides. RefSeq names its product endochitinase-like. Gene Ontology annotation, cellular component: extracellular region. Bases 158 to 913 code for a protein of 251 amino acids. Gene Ontology annotation, biological process: chitin catabolic process; carbohydrate metabolic process. Lineage: Eukaryota; Metazoa; Arthropoda; Malacostraca; Decapoda; Palaemonidae. The record is from RefSeq and is a predicted model, not a curated record. Gene Ontology annotation, molecular function: chitin binding; chitinase activity. The transcript is spliced from 7 exons.
CAGUACCAAAUGAACAGGAAUGAAGUAUUUUGUCUCUCUUGUUAAAAUCAGUGAGUACCAGCAGUCUGUAGAAGUAAAGCUAACACUGAAUAUAGGAGUGAGUUAGUGCCACGGAUGAAAAUGCUGUGUGAUUCGUAAUUCAAGAAUUCCAAGACAAAUGCGGCUGAUUCCUUCCGUGUUAGCUGUUGCGACAAUUCUUAUUUUCCCUGCGACAUCAAAGGCUGCACCGCCCCGUCCUAAUGGUAUAGGUAAGCCAGGCCACCGCUCCUGCUAUUUCGCAUCCUGGGCCCUAUACAGACAGGAAGAGAUCAAGUACAGCCUUCAAGAUGUUCCUGGAGACCUCUGCACUCACUUGGUGUAUGGAGGGUAUUCUUUGAUAUCGAGGAGGACCUGGGGUAUAAAGCCCUUGGAACAAUGGUACGAGGUGUCGAGCAACGCCUACGAGAAGUUCCUGACUCUACAGGAGAAAUUUCCCCAUCUGAAGUCUCUGUUCUCGGUCGGAGGCUGGGACCAGAGAUCUCUCCUGCCCAGGAUGCUCUCCGCCAAGGAGCACAGGGACGCCUUCAUCAACAGCACCGUUGAGUUCCUAAAAGAAUACGGGUUGGACGGUCUUGACGUAGACUGGGUAUUUCCCGCAGAAGGGGGACCGGCUGGAACUUCUCAGGCUAAUAUCAACAAUUUCCUAACUUUGCUCCGAGAACUACGUGCCGCCUUCGACGCAGUAGGCAAGGACUGGGAUAUAACAGCAGCUGUCACCAUAAGUCAAGAUAUAGUGGAUGGUGGACGCCACAUGAUGGAAAUUUGCGACCUCGUGGACUCAGUGACGGCAGUUGCCAACGGUCUCAGAGGUUAUUGGGACGGUUACGCUCAAGAUGAGACAAAUGUGGCGGGAAUCACCUGUCAGAACUUUUGAGAUUAAAAGCCUUCAGACGGAA